Molecule: messenger RNA, 1308 nt
Organism: Argiope bruennichi
Lineage: Eukaryota; Metazoa; Arthropoda; Arachnida; Araneae; Araneidae
Product: procathepsin L-like
Exons: 9
Coding region: 158-1159 (333 amino acids)
Biological process (GO): immune response
Cellular component (GO): lysosome
Molecular function (GO): cysteine-type endopeptidase activity
Source: RefSeq, a predicted model, not a curated record
UAUGAUUAAAGGAGGCAAGACGAUUAUAUGACGUAAAUUCUAAAAAGACUUAUAAAAGACAAUCAGAACGUGUGAUCAGACACUGUCAGGUCGCUUUGGAUACAAGCACAGUGUAUUCUUCAAGUCAUUCACUUUUGAAGAGAUUUCAGGCAAGUCAAUGGCUUUCCACAUUUUUCUGGUGUCCCUAUUUCUCUUAAAUGCACUUCGAACUUUUGAUACCCUUCAAGCUGAUUCGGAUCCAGAUGUUCGUUGGGAAACUUUUAAGAAAACAUAUGGAAAAACCUACAAGGCUGAAGAAGAAGAAAUGAGAAGAAAAACUUUUGAAAAGAAUUUUCGAAAAAUUUCCGAACAUAACCAACGAUAUGAGCAGGGAUUGCAUUCUUUCCAUUUAGGUUUUAAUGAGUUUGCUGAUAUGGUGUUAGAAGAGUUUGCGAAAAUGGUGAAUGGAUAUAUAAGCUCAGAAACCGAGGCUCCAAUUCCUUUUGUAGUUCCUAGCAAUUUUAAUGCACCAGAUAGUGUUGACUGGAGAAACCAAGGAGCAGUUACGGAAGUUAAAAACCAAGGACAGUGUGGAUCAUGUUAUUCCUUUUCUGCUACUGGCGCUUUAGAAGGACAACAUAAAUUGAGACGAGGAAAGUUGGUUUCUCUCAGCGAGCAAAAUAUAAUUGAUUGCUCUCAUAGGGAAGGCAAUGAUGGAUGCGAUGGUGGAGAUAUGGAUGCCUCGUUUCAAUAUGUUAUGUUGAAUGGAGGACUUGAUUCUGAGAAGUCUUAUCCUUACAAAGCGAAGGUAGGUAAGUGCAAUUACAAGAGGAAAAAUUCAGAAACGAUGUGCUUAGGUUAUUCUGAUGUCACUCCAAGAGACGAAGAUACUUUGAAGAUAGCCGUGGCAAUGGUUGGGCCGAUUUCGGUUGCUAUUGAUGCGAGCCAUGACAGCUUCCAGUUGUACCAAGGUGGGAUAUACAAUGAACCCAAUUGCAGCAGCACUUAUUUGGACCAUGGUGUACUUGCCGUUGGAUAUGGAUCUGAAGAUGGAAAUGAUUACUGGCUCGUCAAAAACAGUUGGGGUACCGGUUGGGGAGAAAAUGGUUACAUUAAAAUGUCCAGAAACAAAAACAACCAGUGUGGAAUCGCCACAGAAGCCAGCUUUCCUGUCCUUUAAGAAAAUAUCAUGAAACUUUGCUCAAGAUGAACGUCUAAUGUAUCCGAAUCAUAUUUUUCAAAAGAAAAUACACUCCAAAAAUUAUGUUUAGAGAAUGUUUGAGAUGUUUAAAACUAAUAUUUCAUGUAAAAAUAAAAGAGUUACAGACA